Molecule: messenger RNA, 3017 nt
Organism: Benincasa hispida (wax gourd)
Lineage: Eukaryota; Viridiplantae; Streptophyta; Magnoliopsida; Cucurbitales; Cucurbitaceae
Source: RefSeq, a predicted model, not a curated record
UCAAAGUUGAUAAAGUAAAAGCUUAGGUGAACUUUCCUUUUGGAAAAGAAAACAAAGAAGAAUUAUUAUUUUUUCGCUUUUCUUUUCUUUUUCCCAUUUUGAACUACAUUGAACUUAGUCAAGCAAAAUUUUCUGUCAUAUUUUUUUCUUUUUGUUUGUCCCAAAGUUUCACAUUUUUAGUCUUAACUUUCUGGAUUGUUGUUUUGAUUAUAGGACGAUUACUCUUCGUUCUCAUGCAUUAUUUUAUGAUAUAUCUGUAACUACAGAAUCAUUUAGGCAAUGCAAAAGGAAGUUAAGAAAAGAAUAGGUGAUAAAGGGAUUCUAUAAGCAUUUCUUUUGCUGAUCACUUUAAUGCUUUUUCUUUUGCAAAAAAGGGUUAUGCUUUUGUCUUUUCAUUUCAUUCCUUCUUCUACGUCCCCAUACCCUACCAAAUGACUUUAGAUUUUCACUGAGCUUCAUCUCACUUCUUCAAAAUCUGAAAUUCAUUAGUGCUUAAGAGCUAAGACAUGUGAUUGAGUCAAAGAUGUGGCUUUUUCAAGAUUUGGAAGGACUAACCUGUGUUUUGGAUGUGCUUCUCCUAUUAGUUAAUCCAUCAAGUUCGACUAACAAGGAGGACACUCAUUACAUUUCUUGUGAAAUGGGAUGUUAGAUCUCCUCCUUUUUUAUAAAGUAAUUGAAAUGAUUAUACGGCCUCAUUUCAUGUUUCAGAAAGGUAAAUUACCAUCACCGUGCCAACAUCCUAACAAAUCUCCCCUUCCCCUUCUUUCUGCUCUUGGAUGUCGGGAAGAAACAUUUUUGAGAUUUCGCCAAGAUUUCUUGCUACCACAAUAGGCCUCCACUAGAAAUUCUCCAUGAGGCUACAAUCCCUUUUUGCAGCAUCAUCUUUACUCUUACUCAUAUAUUGUCUCUCCUUCAUUGCGGCUGAUUUAAACUCAGACCAGCAAGCUCUUCUAGAGUUUAUUUCGACAGUUCCCCAUGGUCGAAAAAUUAACUGGGAUCCUUCUACCCCGGUCUGCACUACUUGGGUUGGCGUCACUUGCACUUCAGACCUCUCUAAUGUGCUUGCUCUCAGGCUGCCUGCUGUUGGACUGUAUGGUCCGAUACCGGCCAAUACACUUGGAAAGUUAGAUGCCCUUAGAACUUUGAGUCUUCGAUCUAAUAAUCUUAAUGGAAACCUUCCAUCAGAUGUGCUAUCCCUUCCCUCCCUAAAGUUUAUAUAUCUUCAACACAAUAACUUUUCUGGUAAAAUACCUUCUUCCUUGUCUCCCAGCCUUACCUUUCUCGAUCUGUCCUUCAAUUCUCUUACCGGAAACAUCCCAAAAUCGAUACAAAAUUUAACACGCCUCACUGGACUUAACAUUCAAAACAACUCCCUGACUGGAUCCAUUCCUGAUAUUGGUCACCUAAAGCUUAAGCAAUUAAACCUGAGCUACAACCAGCUUAGCGGUCCCAUUCCUGCUUCACUGCAAUCCUUUCCUACUUCUUCCUUUGAAGGGAACUCACUGCUAUGUGGUUCGCCUCUUAAAAAUUGCUCAGUUGGUGCCCCCAUACCUUCUCCAUCUCCCGCUUCGUUGCCCCAGCCAAAGAAAAAGAGUGAAAAGAAAAUAAAUAUUGGAGCUAUCGUUGCCAUCGGCUUAGGUGGUGCUGCCGUGCUCUUCCUCCUCAUGUUAUUGAUUAUUGUCUGCUGUAUGAAGAAAAAAGAUGGUGAAGGUAGUGCUACUGCAGUGAAAGGAAAGGGUAAAAGGACUGAGCAACCGAAGGAGGAUUUCGGAAGCGGGGUACAAGAGCCCGAGAAAAAUAGGCUGGUUUUCUUUGAAGGCUGUUCUUAUAAUUUUGAUCUUGAAGACUUGUUAAGGGCCUCUGCUGAAGUGCUCGGAAAAGGGAGUUACGGAACUACUUACAAGGCAAUCUUGGAGGAAGGAGUAACAGUGGUAGUAAAGAGGUUGAAGGAAGUGGUGGCUGGGAAAAAGGAAUUUGAUCAACAGAUGGAGAUUGUUGGGAGGAUGGGCCAGCAUCCAAACGUCGUGCCUCUCCGUGCCUAUUACUAUUCAAAAGAUGAGAAGCUUUUGGUUUAUGACUAUGCUGUUGCUGGAAGCUUUUCGAGAUUACUCCGUGGAAGCCGAGAAGGUGGACGAGCGCCACCGGACUGGGAAACAAGAUUGAAGGUUUCACUGGGGUGUGCCAAAGGCCUUGCACAUAUCCAUUCAGCAAGUGGGGGAAAAUUCAUCCAUGGCAAUAUAAAGUCCUCUAACAUCCUUCUCACACAAGACCUGAAUGGUUGCAUUUCAGAUUUUGGCCUGACUCCUUUGAUGAACUCUCCUGCCAUUCCCUCUAGAAGUGUAGGUUAUCGUGCUCCAGAGGUGAUCGAGACUCGAAAAUCAACUCAAAAGUCAGAUGUUUACAGCUUUGGAGUCGUUUUGCUGGAGAUGUUGACUGGGAAAGCGCCAUCCCAGUCGCCAGGCCGUGAUGAUGUUAUGGACCUUCCGAGAUGGGUCCAGUCUGUGGUAAGAGAGGAAUGGACAUCUGAGGUGUUUGAUGUAGAGCUAAUGAAGUAUCAGAACAUUGAAGAAGAGCUUGUUCAAAUGCUCCAAAUAGCGAUGGCUUGCGUGUCUCGAGUGCCGGAUAUGAGACCAACAAUGGAAGAAGUUGUUAGGAUGAUUGAGGAAAUCCGACAAUUAGACUCGGGAACUCGACCAUCAUCAGAAGAUAACAAAGCCGGGGACGGAGAGGAUGACUUGAAUACUCCGACCUUGUAAUUGUUUUCAACUCAUCCAUUCGUCUUCAAGAAUCUGAAACCUUCAUCUAACAAUGAGUUGUUGUCUGUGUGAUGUAAUUUUUUUAAAAAAGUAUUUGGAGGGUCUUAUUGUUUUGGGUUUUGAUUGGUUGUCUGUAUUUUCUCUUGUAAUAACCAUGUCAAAGUUGUAUCCAUUAUAAAUUAUAAAGUAGCCAGGCUGCUGUUCUAUUAGUUUCAUUCAUAAGUAAUCAAAUUUGAGUUAUGGAUUUCAUGUUGAACACAA